Molecule: messenger RNA, 1851 nt
Organism: Arabidopsis thaliana (thale cress)
Lineage: Eukaryota; Viridiplantae; Streptophyta; Magnoliopsida; Brassicales; Brassicaceae
Exons: 6
Coding region: 1-1851 (616 amino acids)
Source: RefSeq, marked reviewed
AUGCCUCCGAGGAAAGUAGUUCGCGAAGUGUUCCUAAUGGACGGUAAGUUCGGGAAAUACCAGACUUCGCUCUCGACUUCGAGCAGACUCUCGCUGCUGAGAGGAGCCCACCAAAUUCCUCGUCAAAUUCAACUCAUUUCCCCCGAACCGACAGUCUGUCCUGAGAAUCCUCCCCCAGGGCACACGUGCGCAUUCGAAAUCUUCUUUUCGCUAUGCGGUCUUUACUUCCCCCUCCCUGACGUCCUGAUCGACCUUAUGCACGAGUUCGGGAUCGCACUUCCCCAGUUGUGCCCGAAUUUGUACGCAGUUAAGAAAGGGCGAACAAAGGGAACAUUUUUCUUGUCACCUCGGAAAGGUUUCCGAGUCUUCGAUGACUUCCCAGACAAAGAUGAGCAAUGGAGAAAAUCAUACUUCUUCUUUCCAGUGAAUGAGCUCACUUAUGGAAACAAGACUGGUUUAUUUGUUUCUGAGUGGGCAGCUCGCACCGUUAAAGUCAGCACGCCUCCCGUUUCACAUACUUUUGCUGCUCACUUCUCGAAUUUUUGUCGUCAAGAUCUAGCUGAGAAAGACAAAGCGCGGAUUAAAUCCGACAGAACCGUGAUGGCGGGAACCCUCGAGGACAGCAAACUCCGUUCCCUUGAGAAAACAAAGUACCAACCGUCUGACUCUGGGUCGAGACCUGAAACUCCUACUUCGGUGUCGGCUGGAAAGAAACCUGAAACUCCUACUUCGGGUUCCGGAAAGGCUCUUAAGGACCCUGCUGGCAAAGAUCCCGAGAAGCGGGCUGCUGACAAGAAACGGAAGCAGCCCGAAGAGAUCAGCCACUCCCCACCUCGCUCCUCACGCCCUCGUCAAGAGGAAAAAGGAGCGAAGUUGAAGGGAGUUGUGGAGGACGCCCCCCAGAACCUGGUGGUUCUGUCUUCUCGGGAAUCCGAAACCCGUGAAUCGGAACGUCGCAACGUCCCUCUUCCGGCUCCUCCGAUGACUUUUGCGGAUACAAUGAGGACCCUCGUUCCACCCGGUUCUGCCAUAGCUCCCUUCGACGAAAUGAAAGAGGUCAACAAGGACAACUACCUUCGCUUCGCCGGGAAACUUGGCAAGGUAAAACCCGAACUGAAUCAAUAUCCGUUAUGUCCUUCAACUCCGUUUUCUGCAGCCACGAGUUUCAAGCGAAACGAAGAUGAGAACGCCAAGGCCGUGGAGAAGGCGAACAAAGUUAUGAACCGGAUGAAGGCUGCCGAACUGCAGGUCCAAAAGCUUGAAGUGAACAAUAUCGACCUGACCGCAAAGCUCGAGGCCGGGAAGAAUGCAUAUCUCGACGCAGUCGAUAAAGAGACCCAAGCUCGAGCCGACCUCAAAGCUUGCGAAGAGAAGUUGAAGAAAAUGGAAGAGGAGCAAGCCGCACUGAUUGCUGCGGCGAGAACGGACGAGAGGAGGAAGGUGCGGGCUCAAUUCCACGACUUCUCCUCGAAGUACGGGAAUUUCUUCAAAGAAUCCGAAGAGGUAGAGACCCUCAAGGUUCGGGCUGCAGAGGCAAAAGCGAACCGAGAGUUGCUUGAGGAGAUCGAGAAGGGAGAAAUUCCUGAUCUCUCAAAGGAGCUUGAAUCGGUCCGAGCUGACGAGGAGAAGUUUGCUAGACAGGCUGCGGAACCGAAGACUCCUCAUCCUGACCCUACUGAACUCAUUUCGCUCCUUGCCGAUACGCCACCGGAGGUAGUCGUGGAGAGUAUUCCCUCUGCCGAAGUGGUGGUUAUCGACGAGGGAGGGUCUAACAAGGGCUCUGCCUCCGAAGCAAGAAUUGCCGCCAUGUUCCCGGUUGAUGUUGAGAAGGACUCCGGAAGGGCGGAGUAA